AUGAACGCCGCUUGAAUAGUGCGGAGACCUUCGGAUCGCGUGGAAGUUAAACCUUUCGGUGGAAAAGUGUCGCGGGCUUUCUUUUUUCUGAUAAGGAUAAAAAAAAGUGACAUUGGGCUGUGACCACAAUCAGUUUGAAGGACUUUGUAGUGAAAGUGAAAACAGCUGGAUAUCUAGUUACGCAAUUUUAGUUAGCGACAAAGUGUGAGAAAAUGUUGCUCAAGGCACUAUUUCUCGCAUAUCUAUCGAUACUGGGUCCGCCGCCAGUGGUGAAAGCCGUCAAGGAUGCACUGUAUGCAUAUGCACCGGAAUACGCACAUCCAUCGUACUCCUUCAGCUACGGUGUGAAAGAUCUGCACAGCGGUGAUGUUAAAUCCCAGUGGGAAACUCGCGACGAUGGUAUCGUCAAAGGCCACUACAGCGUGGUGGAACCGGAUGGAUCAAUUCGUGAAGUGGACUACACUGCCGACUCUAAAACUGGAUUCAACGCGGUGGUAAAAACGCAUGGUCCCAAUGCGCAUCCCAUAGUCGACGAGCACGAGCACUAUCGGUACGACGACCAUCACUCGCAAUCAAAGAUCAAUCACUACAGCAAAAAUCAGGACCACAUUAUCCUUAGCUCGGAUGUGCCCCAACACGAGCAAGACAUUGCAGAGCUCAGCGAAAAGAAGCGGCCAACGCCAGCGUUACUUGAACUAAAACCUCACGUUAACUUUGCCCAUGAACAUAAAGGGUAUCGACCUUCGUAUGGUGGAGGAAAGGAGGAAUUCUUCUCCAAGGAAUUCGACUUCACUAAAGACAGCUUCAAGCCAACUAUCCGUAUCGAAGAAGUCAAGGCUCCUGAUCUAUCCAAGCUGAAACCAGUUUCCCCUUCAGUUGAUUUCUCAAAUCUGGGCGAAAAGGAGCUUGGCCCAUACUACAAGAAAGACGUUAUCUAUCAACCGUUUGCCCAGUACAACAAUCAAGUAUCGCAUCCAGUAACAUUACAAAAGGCCAAACUAGGUGGCGUUCGCCAAUCAGGUCCUAAGAAGAAUCUGCUGAAGCCAUACACCACACCCGGUCUCAAACAUUUUACGACCCCGAAAGUAUACCAGUUCAAGGCACGUGGUGGCCCUCCACGACCGGACUAUUCCAGCUAUUUCCAACCUCCGACGCCUGUCCGGCAGGCACGAACCGGCCCGGUGUUGUUCCCCAGCUCACCGGAUGCACAAAUGGUUGCAUCGCAGCAGAUGAUUCAGUCGAUGAUGAACCAACAGCAGCAAAGGCGGAUUCCCGUUUACGCCAGGAAUUACGCCUGAUGGGAUUCCUAACCAAGUUCCAGUUCAUUGUUUUUAUCAUCCUAUAGUGCAAUACAAAAUGGGUUGAUGGUAAUCGGAGACAAUUCUUUCAAGGCUGGUUUCCAUUACCCGUAGAAUAGAGUUGCUAACCUUUCUAGCGACCGGUCUAUUUAUUAACCUUUAGCUAUAAUUUUAAUGUGAUAAAUUAAGUGAGUUAAGUAUUUUCUGUAUGUUAAGAAAGUGUAUGUAAUCAUACUGCAUUUGAAAAUUGAAUUUCUACUAAUGGUUUGUGAAAUAUAUACUGUUUGUAGAGAUAGAGUAUAGUGAAUAAGCAGAACUUGUUUAUUUUGAUGACU
This is a messenger RNA of Aedes albopictus (Asian tiger mosquito), 1633 nucleotides long. RefSeq lists its product as uncharacterized. The record is from RefSeq and is a predicted model, not a curated record. The transcript is spliced from 4 exons. NCBI's taxonomy places the organism in Eukaryota, Metazoa, Arthropoda, Insecta, Diptera, Culicidae. The coding region runs from base 213 to 1298 and encodes 361 amino acids. Gene Ontology annotation, cellular component: extracellular matrix.